AUAGUAACUAUAUAGCAAGACAGAAAAGAGAAGAGCCGAUGCUGAAGAAAGCGGUCAAUGGAAGAUUAGGAGCCAACAGCAGCAUCAACCACUUCUCUUCUCUCCUUUCAAAACCCUUAAUUUUCCUAUCUCUUAUUUUCCUUCUGCCCAAUAAUUUCCCGCCAAAAAAAGGAGACAAAUCAGAAACAGAUUAUACAGAUUUAGUGAUUUGACUCUAGACCCGGAUAUGGGCAUUGAUUCAGGCUCAAGCCACUUCACAGAUUUCAAAAGGCAGCUCAGAUAUAAAUGCUAACAGUGGAGAAUGCGUGAAUGCUAUGUUUGUGAAAGCCUACCCUGUUGGUAUGGUGCAUAUGCUUAACAAUGGUAAUGUGGAAGACGAAGGAGAGUCUAGAAUGGAACCGUAUGUGGGUUUGGAGUUUGAUUCAGCAGAUGAGGCACGUGAGUUCUAUGGUCAGUAUGCAAUCCGUGUCGGGUUCAAAAUUCGGACUGGUCAGCUGUAUCGCUCAAGAACCGAUGGGUCAGUUUCAUCGAGAAGAUUUGUGUGCUCAAAAGAAGGGUUUCAGCUGAAUUCAAGGACAGGUUGUCCUGCUUUCAUUAGGGUACAAAGACGUGAUUCAGGGAAGUGGCUUAUUGACCAAAUUCAGAAGGAUCAUAACCAUGAACUUGGGCCUGUAGGCGAAAGCCAUUCACCUAUUUUGCAGCAGACCCCUCCUGUGGUUACAAAAUCAUUGGUUGAAGUGUUGCGUAGGCCAAAAGUCAAAUUGCUGGAAGAAAUAGAUAAUGGGGGACUGAUCCCAUCUGGCAUCAUUAAUUUCAAACGGCACAAACGAGGAGGAGAUGGAGGGCAAUCUAUAGCUGAACCAUACACGGGUCUAGAGUUUAAUUCAGCUAAUGAAGCAUAUGGAUAUUAUCAAGCAUAUGCUGAAGGUGCUGGGUUUAGAGUUCGGAUUGGUCAGUUGUUUCGGUCAAAGAAUGAUGGUUCAAUUACUUCCCGCAGAUUUGUGUGCUCAAAGGAAGGGUUUCAGCACCCUUCAAGAGUAGGUUGUGGGGCAUAUAUGAGGAUUAAGAGGAAAGACUCCGGCACUUGGAUAGUAGACCGUCUUCACAAAGAUCAUAAUCACGAUCUUGAAGUGCAUACGGUGUACCAGAGGAAAUUUUCCACAGCUUCAAAGAAAUUAUUAGAGGAGGAAGCUGGUGGCCUGGCCUCUAUGGAUCUAGUUGAAGUAAAUAACGGCAAGCUUGUCAAAAGAAGCCAAGAAAACAAAAUUGGAGCUGAGUGGUACUCUGUACUUUUUCAGUAUUUUCAAACCAGACAAGCAGAAGAUACCGGAUUCUUUUAUUCAGUAGAGGUUGACAAUGGUAGUUGCAUGAGCAUUUUUUGGGCAGAUGGCAGGUCUAGAUUUUCAUGCAGUCAAUUUGGUGAUGUUAUUGUUUUUGAUGCUUCAUACAGGAAAAAUAACUAUGUGGUGCCAUUUGCAACAUUUGUUGGAGUAAACCACCACAAGCAGCCGGUGCUACUUGGAUCUGCUCUGAUUGCUAAUGAAUCAAAGGAGUCUUUUACUUGGUUGUUUCAAACAUGGUUUAGGGCAAUGUCUCGGUGCCAUCCCAAGUCAAUUAUUGCUGAUCAAGACAUGGCCAUCCAGCAAGCAAUUGCUAAAGUCUUUCCUGGGACUCAUCAUCGUUUUUCUUUGUGGCAGAUUAGAGCCAAGGAGCGAGAGAAUUUCCGGUCAAUGCCUAAUGAAUUUAGAUAUGAGUACGAAAAGUGUGUCUAUCAAAGUCAGACAACUGUUGAGUUCAAUACCACAUGGAAUUUGCUUAUUACUAAAUAUUGCUUGAGGGAAAACAUUUGGCUGAAACAUAUGUAUGAAAAGCGUGAAAGUUGGGUUCCAUUGUAUUUGCGGGGAAAAUUUUUUGCUGGCAUCCCCAUAGGUGAAAGUGUUGAAUCAUUAUUUGGUACACAAGUAAAUGGUCAAACACCACUUAGAGAGUUUAUCUCGCGAUAUGAACAGGGACUUGAGCAAAGUCGUGAAGAGGAAAGAAAAGAAGAUUUCAAUUCUUUUAAUUUGCAGGCUUAUCUGCAAACAAAGGAACCAGUUGAAGAACAAUGUAGAAGGCUCUAUACUUUUACCAUCUUCAAAAUAUUUCAAGAUGAGCUUCUCCAAUCUUAUAGUUAUAUUGGGAUAAAGACUUACGAAGAAGGGGCUAUUAGCAGGUAUGUGGUUCGACGGUCUGGGAAUGAGAAUGACAAACAUGCUGUUACCUUUAGUGCAGUCAACCUCAGUGUUAAUUGUAGCUGUCAAAUGUUUGAAUUUAUAGGGGUACUAUGCAGACAUGUCUUGAAAGUGUUCAAACUGUUGGACAUGAGGGAACUUCCUCCUCAAUAUAUCUUAUAUCGGUGGAUGAGAAAUGCCGAGUAUCGUAUUCUAUGUGGUGCUGACUCAGGGAUAAGCUCCCAAGAACUAAAGGCCUUUAUGGUCUGGAGUUUAAGAGAAACUGCUUGUAAAUAUGUGGAAUGCGGGGCAGCAUCUGUAGAAAAAUAUAAACUUGCACAUGAGAUUAUGCGUGAAGGUGGAAAAAGGCUAUGUUGAUUGAGAUUACUUUUUGUAAUAACCUGUUUAGGUUAAAUCAUGUAUGUUGAAUAGCAUGUGUAGCUAGUUUUUUGACGGGUUGGAUGUAACUGAAGACUGUUAAGUUGUUUUUGGAUAACAAUGCCUUGUGUCCAUUUGAAUCAUACCUGUCAAUAUUGCA
Molecule: messenger RNA, 2748 nt
Organism: Theobroma cacao (cacao)
Lineage: Eukaryota; Viridiplantae; Streptophyta; Magnoliopsida; Malvales; Malvaceae
Product: protein FAR1-RELATED SEQUENCE 7-like
Biological process (GO): regulation of DNA-templated transcription
Molecular function (GO): zinc ion binding
Source: RefSeq, a predicted model, not a curated record